CAAACGUUCAUUCAACAGAGAGCUUGUCUUUCUAGUGUUCGUUCAUCUUCCUCCUAAACAAAACAAUCCGCCAUAUCGCUCACCAUGCUUCACAGUGGUGAAUGGUUGGUGAAAAAAUAUGCCUCUUUGGCACAACCAAAAGCGAAUCAAACGUUGGACACAACUUUAAUCACUCUUUCUUCUCGUUUACAAGAAGUUUCGGCUUCAAAGGAAAAGCUUGCCGAUGGAUCUCCUGCAGCACCACCGCUACCACCUCUACCAGAUAGACGUGCUGCCGUUCUAACUCUGAAAGGUUUAGCAAGAGAUCAUCCGGUCGAAGUUGGGAAUAAAGCAUUAGACGCAAUCUUGGAAAGCCUUUGUCGUGAUGCAAAAGAAGAUGAUGAAAUCGCAAGAGCAGUCGUGGAAACAUGUUUAACAUUAUGCGAAUCCAAUACGGCUUCUGCCGGUCAAGGUGCAGGAAUUGCAGCUAUAAAAGAUCACAAAUUACCUCCUUAUGCUUUUCAACAUGUUGACAAAUUCCUUGCAACGCCAGGCCCUUUGCAUGCUCUCUUGCCGCUUUUGUCACCAUCAAGAUCUUUCUAUACUCGAUUCUCAUCUUUACAGCUGCUAGGCCUCUUGCUCAGGAUACGAUCAGAGCGUGUUCAGGAACAUGUUCUCACCUCUCCAGGAGGUUGCGGUGCCAUCUUAGAAUGUUUGAGUGAGGGAAGCGGAUCAAGUGCUGAAAUUGUACGGAAUGAAGCAUUGUUGCUUUUGCCUCGAUUGGUCGAUGCCAAUGCGGAUAUUCAGAAAUUGAUCGCAUUCGAAGGAGCGUUUGAGAAGCUGAUUGACGUUGUAGCCUUAGAGGGUCGAAUUGAAGGAGGGGUUGUAGUUCAAGAUGCUCUCGACGCUCUCGUUGCUCUUCUCAAAUACAACGUCUCAAAUCAGAACUACUUCCGCGAAACUCUUUCGGUACCGCUAUUGGCCCCAUUGUUAUUCUACCCGCCUCCGCCACCAGCGGAUAAUCCUCAAGCACAAGCGGAGUAUGCCAACCAACUUGAAGCUUUUGCAUUCCAACAAUGGUACCCACCACUCCCACCUUCGGAAGAUGACGAUGAAAGAGGCAACAAUGGCUUACCCGAGACAGAUGAACAAAAGGUUGUCAAUGCCGGAUUGGUGCUAGAGGUUGCAGGCUUGCUGGUCGAAGGACAGGGAGAUAGCAAAAGAAUGAAUCAAAACGCUCUUUUGUCAUGUGGCUUCACGAAAUGUUUGAUUGAAUUGUCCAUGUCCAGUACAGCUCCGACUGGCUUGAAAUCACAAGCACUUCACGUUCUAGCAUCCUUGCUACGCUCAAAUCGGUCAAACCAAGAUUUGUUGAAUACACUUGAAGUAUCUCCUAUCAUCUCCAUAGGUGGUCAGAAAGGAUCUGUAAAUGAUUCAUCGGUCAACUACACCCGUCUGCCACCUCGACCAGCAAUUUUGGAAUUGAUUGGAGCAGCGGUGAAUGGAACGACAAGUACAGGAAAUGCAUUGGAUGCUCUUGCUUUUCGUGCUUCGGCAUUGGACUGUUUUGAUGCAUAUGUGAAUGACAAUCUAGACGCCAGAUUGAACAUUCUCAAAACCAUGGCUGAUACAGAAGAAUCACAAGACGGUCAACCAUCUUCUGGAACAGGUCCCCUUCUUUUGAGAGGACUUGCGCAAUUCCCCGAAUCAUCAAAAGUCGGACAAGGUGCGACAUACUUUGAUGCGUAUAGAUAUCUGAUCAGUGCAUUGUUGUUUGCACAUUUGGUACGUGGUAGCGACACCGCAAAGGAUAUGGCUCGUGGGCUGUUAUUUGGUGCAGAUGGUAAAGUAGUAGACCAUAUCGAUGUUAAAAAGACUACAUUAGAUGAAGAUGAUGAACGUAGCACGUUGAUACAAUUGAUCAUUGGUAAUCUUACCAUGGCAUUACGAGAACAUGGAGAAGCAACAAGACGGGAACGUGGAGCGGGAGUUUCGGCAUCAAAGAGUCAAAUUCACGGACAGUCUGGCAGCCCGACCGACUGGGCAAGGAUACAGAUUGGAUACCUGAUCGUAUUGAUUACCUGGAUCUGGGAAUCGCCAGCUGCUGUGGCUGAGUUAUUGAAAGAGAGCUCGAAUUUGCAAAUCUUGAUUCAACCAGUCAACCAAGGCGGAAAUAUGAUUGAUCCAAUCGUUUCCGGUCUUUGUGCAGUGGCUUUGGGAAUCGCUUAUGAGUAUGCCCCUACAGGAGAUGGAAAGGAAGAUGAAGGCUCCGUUACACGCAAGAGUAUGCAUCCUAUCUUACAUUCACGCAUCGGACCUGAUCAAUUUGCCGCAAGGUUGAAUAGAUUACGUGACGAUGGUCGUUUCAAGAAUACCAGUCCGGAUGUUUUGGAUAAUUUGGGCAGACAGAAUAUCGUCAAUGCGAUUGGGCCUGGCGCUCCUGCUGCUCAAGCGGAGGAAGAGGAGGGCUUAUGGUUCGAUUGGGCAUUUGUUGAUUUUAUCAAGACGAAUUAUGUGUUGAUUCAAAAAUCCAUUUUGGUCGAUCCAAGUUCUUCUUCUGCUAAUCAAGCUUCGCAAAGUACAGAAUUGUUAGAUGCCAAACGUCAAUUAGAACAAUUGCAAGAGCAACAAGCUAAAUUGGCACGGGAAAGCGAACAUCUAUCACAGAAAUUGAAAGAGGCUGAACAGCUUUUGGUUACAGAACGAGAAUCGUCAUCCAAACAGGUCCAAUCGAUACAAGCGCAAAAUGAGAAAUUGCAGGCUGAUUUCAAAUUACUCAAAGAUUCAACAGCCUUGAGUGACGAGAAACGUGCAACGGAGACGAGUGCCUCUACCACCCAGCUCACCACUUUGCAAGAGCAGGUAAGCAAGUUAGAAGAAUCCAAUACCAAGGAGACACAACAGCGAAACGAGCUGGAAAAUAAGCUGAAGCUGAUUCAACAAGAAAAGGACGGGAUGGCAAAACGAUUGCAAGAUGCAUUGAAGUCAUCCGAAGAAGCAGAAGCGAAGAUCAAAGCUGCACAAGCAGAAGCAGAGACAGCAAAAGCCGAAGUUGAAAAAGCCAAAGAAGAAGCAGCAAAAGUAGCCAAUGGAUCUGCUGCAAAAGCCACAGCAGCUGCAGCGCCAAAUGGAGAAAAUGAAGAUGGCGAAAAGAGUAAAGAAGAAUUAGAGAAAGAAUUGGAAGAUCUUUUGAUCCUUUUGGAUGAAUUGAGUACGAAACGCAAGAAUGAUAAAAAGCGUAUGCGACAAAAAGGAAUGGACGUCAGUGAAGAUGAAGAAGAUGACGAUGACGAUGAUGAAGAUACUGAUGAUGUUGAUUAGAUAGAGCAUGUAAUGAAACUUGCUUAAUUUAUUCACUCACUCUUGUAAUCAAUACAACCGGUAGUUAGCUGUGAUAAGAAUGCAUUGAAUUAAAAG
Messenger RNA from Meira miltonrushii, 3396 nucleotides. RefSeq lists its product as uncharacterized. The transcript has a single exon. Gene Ontology annotation, biological process: intracellular protein transport; transcytosis; endoplasmic reticulum to Golgi vesicle-mediated transport. Gene Ontology annotation, cellular component: Golgi stack; Golgi membrane; endoplasmic reticulum. Lineage: Eukaryota; Fungi; Basidiomycota; Exobasidiomycetes; Exobasidiales; Brachybasidiaceae. The annotation marks the transcript as partial. The record is from RefSeq and is a predicted model, not a curated record.